AUGGCGAACGAGUUGGAAAUUGAGAAACAAAAGACAGACGAACUUUUAUGUGAAUUGAUGCCAGCGUCUAUUGCUGAUGCCUUGCGACAAGGAAAAAUGAUAGAAGCAAGUGACUUCUCCGAUUGUACUCUGCUUUUCACUGAUAUAGUUACAUUCACGAAUAUCUGCGCUAAGUGUACUCCAUAUGACGUGGUCACAUUACUUAACGAUCUCUACCUACGAUUUGAUCGUCUGAUUGAAUUGGUUUGUAUUUUAUUUAGGUGUGAAGAAACCCCCUGUACCAGGUACUGGGACGUAUUGCUUUUUCAGCAUAACUUCAAAACAGUAAGUGUGCAUUCAUUAUCCAGGAGUCCAUCCGACAUAUCGGUCUAA
Molecule: messenger RNA, 372 nt
Organism: Cooperia oncophora
Lineage: Eukaryota; Metazoa; Nematoda; Chromadorea; Rhabditida; Trichostrongylidae
Source: the annotation of a GenBank genome assembly